This is a messenger RNA of Gekko japonicus, 3856 nucleotides long. RefSeq names its product KIAA2013 ortholog. The record is from RefSeq and is a predicted model, not a curated record. The transcript is spliced from 3 exons. Lineage: Eukaryota; Metazoa; Chordata; Lepidosauria; Squamata; Gekkonidae. The coding region runs from base 3 to 1364 and encodes 453 amino acids.
CCAUGCUGCGGGACGGGGCCGUCCACCGGGUCCGCUGCCUCCACACCGGGCCGGCGGCCUCCGACGGGGCGGCCCGGGAGUGCGUGGCCGUCCGGGAGGAGGUGGUGGCCCACCGCCGGCGGCCCCACCUGUACCUGCAGCGCCUGGCCAUCGUCAACCCCACCGAGCGCCAGGUGGCCUUCGAGGUCUCCGGCCCGCUCUCGGCGUCCUCCCUGACCGGCGGUGCGGCCGCGGCCGGCGGCAAAUUUGUCACCAGCUUGGAGAAAGUGGGCGACCGGCAGUUCCUGCUCUCCUCGGGCCGCGUCCUCCAGCCGGACAGUGCCCAGGUGGUCCUGGUGGUGGUGGCCGCCAAGAAGCUGGUCAGCCGGGUGCAGGUGGCGCCCAAGUCCCAGUUCGACGAGACGCUGGUGUCUGUGGUGCACACCUCGGAGCCCAUCGACGCCUCCCGCCUGGACGACACCUUCAGCAAGCUCCGGGAGGCGGCCAAGAGAGAGAUGCUGGAGGUGCUGAGGAUGAGGGUGGAAGAGCUGCUGCAGGAGCACCGGAAGGCCUGGGCCGACCUGUUCCUCUCAGGGGUAGAAAUGAGGAAGAUCACUGAUGCUCACACCCCUUCCAGCAAGACCGUCAACAUGACCCUCUAUUAUGUCCUUUCUACCACCCCAGCUCCUUUGCUGGACCCUCUCAUCAGCGGCGAGGAAAAGGAGAAAAUGGAAGCCACCCUGAACUAUGCAGACCACUGCUUCAGUGGCCAUGCCACGAUGCACGCAGAGAACCUGUGGCCGGCACACUUGCUGAGCGUGCCUCAGGUCCUGCAGCUCUCAGAUUUGUGGAAGCUGACCCUCCAGAAGCGGGGGUGCAAAGGCCUCCUGGCGGCCGGAGCCCACGGCCUCAUGCAAGGGAUGGUGCUUAGCUUUGGAGGGCUGCAGUUCACCGAGAACCACCUCCAGUUUCAAGCCGACCCGGACGUGCUCCACAACAGCUACUCCUUGCGCGGGAUCCAUUACAACAAGGACGCGAUCAACUUGGCCGUCCUGCUGGACGCGGAAGGGAAACCCUUCCUGCACGUCUCUGUGAAGUCCCAGGAGAAGCCCGUCCAGCUGUACGCCUGCGAGGGGGGCUGCUCGAACGAGCCCGUCGAGCUCACCUCCGAGCUGCGCGGCCACACGUUCCCCGUCAUGGUGACGCAGCCCAUCACGCCGCUGCUGUACAUCUCGACGGACUUGGUCCACCUGCAGGACCUGAGGCACACGCUGCACCUGAAGGCCAUCCUGGCGCACGAAGAGCACAUGGCGAAGCAGUAUCCCCUCAUUUACAACGAGUACUGCGGGCCGGGGGCCAAGCCGCUGUUCCGAAGCAAGGUGUGAAGCCAGCCACGCCGGGGUGCAGAUGCCGGACGCUUUGCCAGCCGACUCAUUCUCUUGGGCUUCUGAUCCUAGGCUCCCCAGCCCAAAAGUAGGCGGCCCGAGUUAGGAGUUCAAAUGUCCUGUGGACAGGCUCUCUGUGUGUGUAUGCGUGUGUAUGAAGGAAUAGCAGCUCACAUUCGGGUUUUUGGUUGUUGUUUUUUAAGCUUGCUCUGGUACAAAAUCACAUUUGAGGGGGAGGGUGCACUUUUAGCACAGUUUCUAUUUUCGGGGACCACAGUUGCCUCCAGAAGAAUGUGUGACUGCAGGAAGUAGUAGCGUGCUGCUGAAUGUUCUGAGGUUUUGGCUUAGCAGGUACAGGGAGGGAGGAUCUGGUGAAAUAAGUGCUAAACUAGGGUGAAGAUGACAAAAUGAACUUGAAAGCGAGAGAGGGGCGCUUGGGGAAUUGCUCUGUACAGAUUGACCCUUAGGGCCUCUGGGUUUUUGCUGCCUCUCCCAGUGGCAGACAGUAUUGUGAUGGAUUAUUAUUAGGAUCUGUCGGGUGUAGGAUUCAGGGCACUGGGGAACUUUUAAGGCCAAGGAGACGAGGAACAGCCUUUUAUGUUCCUGUCUCCAGCAGGCUCUAGGCCUGAAGGAAAGUUUGCUGAUCUCUCCCUCCCACUUUUCUCCUUGGCAGGUUCAAGUGUUGAGUGGUGAUAGUUCUGGUAGACUCACAAUACAAGCAGAGACUGUCAGCCAAGGGACAGAAAGUCUCCCUCUUUUUUUCUCUCCUCCAGAGGUGAGGAGGGGAUAUAGCAGCUGAAAUGAAGGGAAACUACGGCCGGAUUGUGUGUUUGUUGUUGAAGUUUGCAUACCCAACAACCAUUAUCGAGUGACGGGCCAAGGAGGUGUAGUGCCAGUGAACAUUAGCAAGCUGUUGGCAAGCUGGACGUUCUGUGAAAAUUAGAUUUAGGUGUAAAAUGCGGGGGAGGAAGCCGGCAGUUCUGGUUUCCGGCAGAGCAAAGAAAUCCAUAAGCUCUUUCCAGCAAUCACUUUGUAAAACCCCCCCCCCAUGCAACAGAGAGAGAGAGAGAGAGAGAGAGAAGUGGCUAGAAGUUCCCAUUGUAGAGCUUGCAUACUACUGGAACCUUGGAACUCACUCAGAUUCUUUGUUUUGAUUUCUUCCUCUGUGUGGUGUGUGUGUGUAUUUUUUGAAGAUCUAAAGUUCCCCUGGCCUCCUUUUUUUCCUUUUUGCAUCAUGACCUUGUUGAAGAGCAGUUGGUACGACCAGCUGCUGCCAUUCCCUCAGUACAAACGCAUAACUGCUGCUGAAAUCAGCAACCGUGUGACUCCUGGUUCCUGGAAAUGUCUGGUAAAUGCCAGCGUAUGCCCCGACAUCAUAUUAGAACCGGCCCGGGCAAAUAGUGACCAGUGAAGGGACAGCCAGUUACCAUCACAGUAGCGUUACGCUAUUGUCCCUUGAGGUUUAAUGGCCAUUUCCAUGGAAAGGGGAGAAGGAAGAUAAGAGGCCACUGCUUUCGACAGCAGCUGUGUUCUUUCUAUGUCGGGUAGUUUCACAAUCAUGUGCCUCCCUCUAUGAGAACCAACAGCUCUUCUCAGUGUUUUAGCCAAGGAGAGAGAGUAACACAGAGCAAAACAAUGACACGUAGCUCCCGAGCACAGAAGUGGUUAGGGGCUGCCGCGUGGGUGCACAUGUCAUUUAAAGAGCACAGUAAAAAGACUCCAUGUCAGGCAGAAGUGGUGUCCUACGGAGCACCUUUGGACAGCAAGUGAGAUGAACAGUGUGGAGUGAAAGCCCUGGGCGGUUAGCUGGCCUGAAGAAUGCCUGAGGCAGGGUGAGCAAAGGUCCUUUCCAAGCAACCUGCCCUUUGUGCCUUGCGGAGGAGGAAACAGGAGCUGGUGGGAGUUCUUCACCGUCUCUCUCUCUUUUAAAUACCUUUGCUCUAGAUGUGUGUUGGCUUCCAUAACAUGUACUCCCUUUAGUGGAGAAUACUUGAAAAUUACACUGUCUUUCUCCCCCCUGCUUAAUCGUAUAGGAAAACAAGCCAGCUCUUCUACUUUUUUUGGUCCUCACCUUGAAUGACACAGUUCUGUUCUCCCCCUCUGCUUCUAAUUCUGUGUUGUCUCAUUUAUCUGUGUGCAUUUUAAUUUAUUGUCAGUGGAUUGAGGAUGUUGAAUCACUGCGACUUUUGAGAGUGAAUAACAGCCAAUUAAGAAUGUAUAUAUUUAUCUCUCGUGUGUUCAAUCUAGUGCCGCAAACGGGCUUCUCAGCCUUUUGUGAACAAAGCAGACACAAUGAUCGACUUUAAUUGAAGGGGUGUGCAUAGGUGAGCCAUUGAUUUUCCUGUUCCAAAUGUGUUGCGAUGUCCUGUUUCUAAAUUCGGGGUUGUGGGGCGAGACACAGACUUCCUGAUGAUUUGAACAUUGAUUGUUUGUUUGAUUUUACAAAUACCAAAGGUUUUGUUUUUUAAGGAAAUAAAUAUUGUUCAAGUCUA